CAUGCAAAAUGGCUGCCGCGUCUCCUAAAGAAAAAUUUGAUUCAGCAGUUAAAGUUAUCCAUAGUCUGCCUAAGGAUGGACCAUUCCAACCAUCGAGAGAGAUGAUGUUGACUUUCUAUGGCUACUAUAAGCAAGCCACCGAGGGACCAUGCAAGUUACCAAAACCAAGCUUUUGGGAUGUGGUCAAAAAGGCCAAAUGGGAUGCUUGGAACAAACUUGGAGACAUGAAGCGAGAGCAUGCAAUGGACAAGUAUGUGGAGGAACUUAAAAAGACUCUCAAAUCUGGUGCCAAUCAAUGGAAUGAAAUGGAAUCUAAGGGGGAUCCAAGGAUAGUUGAAGCCAUGCCUCAGACACAGGUUGUAGGAGACUUCAUGGACAAACUGGGGGCGUUUUAUGAGGUCGUUGACGAAGAGUCGCCAAUAGAACAGGCCCGCACCGCUAGAUCCGCCAAAUCCUUACCUCCAGACCACAACUAUAACCUCCAGCCAAUAGACCACCUACAGAAUAGUGCAUUAGCCGAGUUUGACACGAGAGAUGACGACUUAAAUGACCCAGGGGCGGGAGAGGGGGACAGUGGAGUGAGUCUAACCCAGAAUGGACACAGCCCCACCCCUCCCAGAGACAUCUCCAGCUCUGACAGUGAGGAGGAGUUCUGUGACACAUCCACCGAUCUCGAGUUUCCUUUGGAAAGACGAGAAGUUUUACAUAAUGGUCCAGUACCAUCAACGAUCUCUACUCAUGUUAAAACCAGCCGCGUACGGUUUGCCGAUGUCAAUGACAACCACUCAAGCUCCAGUAAUGGUCACUCUCACGAGAGUUUUACUGUACCACAAGGAUUUCCCUACAUUUCUCCAAGACCUGGAACUCAAGAUGACAGUUUAAUAGUGCAAACCAGUUCACCAGUGACAUCUAGGUUUAAGGAUUUAAAUGGUGACCUUGAAGUGUCUCCAAGUGACCUUGACAUUGGGAGAGAGGUUGUUAUUGACCGCCUGAGCCCUGUUGGUCCAGGGGUGGCGCCACAGGGUCAGAGGGAGGAGAAUGAACCCCCAAAUGGCGGGAAUGGGGACAAGGGUAAAGAUAAUGAGCGCAGCAAGUCAGGUCAAGGGGCCACACCAAAGAGAUCAGGUUCCCAAGGCUUGCCCAGCGCAGGUGGCAGUGGGCGUCGACUGUUGCUGGCUGGGGGUGGGGGAGGGGGUGGAGAUCAGACUGGAGGGGAGGGGUCUGGGGACCCGGUAGGGGAACAGAUCUCUCUCACCCUCGCUAGGCUUCAGCAGGAUAUGGCCCAGGUUUUGGACAGACUCAAUAGGCUGGAGGCUCAGUCCAGACAGGGCCAGGGACCAGAUAAAACCAAUGGAUCAAUAUUUAGCUGGUUUCGGCCAAGUGGGAAUGCAGGUCGGAUGGCGUUUUUCUUCCUGGUUUGGCCGGUCAUUGUUCAUCUAUUGCUCACCUACAUUGCUCGCAGAAGAAGGAGAAGAUAACAAGAGUGCUGAACAAUUGUAUUUCCUUGUCUGUAUGUACAUGUUUAACCCUGUAUGCUGAGGCAUCAGGGCUCAUUCUAGGCUGAAAUUUUCGGGACAAGUGAAACAAAUUGCGUUCCUCGUCCCCCCUAAAAGAAAAUAAAAAUAAAAAGUAGACAAAUUUGGCUGCAGUUUUCAAACAUUUGUUUAUAGUGAUACAUAAUAUAUUGUUGUCAUCAAAAGUUCAGAAGAUGAAUACAACAUAAAUGAUCAGGGCUUUUAACAGGGUCUGAAACCUAAUAGUCAAAAAUGAAAAGAGACUAGUUUCUGAAUAAACAUUAUAUUUAUUUAUUGCAUGUUAAAGGGGUGAAAGGUAUAAGGUUUCUGUUUGUUUUUUAUCUAAUGUAAAUUAAGCCUUUGCGCUUUCUCCCAGUCAAGUCAUGUUGGCAGGUAAUUCAUCAGUAAAUCGUAGCAUAAACUAUUUUUUGAUCAUGUAUUCAAUGCCUCAUUAGUAUUAAUUUAAUGCCCCUAUCAUCACAAAAAGUUAAAAUCUCAAUCACAAUUCAUUUGACAAAAUAUGAGCAGUAUGAUUCAAAAUCUUGUAUGUUUUUACUGUUUUAAGAAGAGUGUUUUCACAUAGUAUAAGUUGAUAAAAGCCUGUUGUCAAUAUUUUGUUUAGUUUUUCAUUCUAAAGCAAAAAAUGUACAUGUGUAAUUGCUCACAUACAGAUAGUUGUAGGUGGUAUUUUUUUUGCUGUAGAACUUUUUCAUUUAAACCUUCAUGGAAGAUUUUAAUCAACAUAUUCUAUGAGGGAAUAUGUCUUUGAAAUGAGUAAAAAUAUGUGUGUAGGAUUAUGAUUAACUUGAGAUUGAGAUGAUAUUUGAGAUUUUACUUUGUUAAAUUAGGUCAAGAUUUAAAAAAAAAAAUGCAAAUGGUAAAUUGAUGAUGUUUAAUGUAAUGUUGAGAAAUGUGAGAUUGAGAACUGAAUGUAUUUAAUGCAUAUUUCAGUAUGGAAAGUUUUGAGGGCUAUUCCUUGUUAACAUACAACCAACCAACCGCAUGAAGGCAACCAACCCAUCUAUAUAAUUUCUUUAUUUUGCCGUUCUGAGGUGGGUUGUAUGCUUAAAUGGUAUAGCCUUGACUAUUUUUGCAAGUUACAUGUAGAAUGUAUAUGCAUAUGGUUGACAGCAUAUCUGACAGACGUGUUUAACGAGGUUUAAUAUCAAUUAUUGAUAUUUAAGCUGCACUCUCACAGAUUGACAGUUUUGACUUUUAUUUUAUUUUUGUCUCAGAACCAGCUGAUUUGGCAUCAAUACCUUCAAUUCAGUCAUAUAAGUUAGCUCAUUAAAGAACAUAUCUCGAUUGUUUGGAAAAUGCUGAAAAAACUCAUUUUCUUUAAGCAUUAGUAAAGUUUUUAGCCAUAAAACAUCCAUUUUCGAACGUAAAUAUGAAGAAUGUGAUCUCAUCUUUUGUCAGCAGCCUUGUAUCACUUGAUUCCAGACAUUUACGCAAAAAUUGGCUCAUUCCCACAAAAAAAAUAUGUGAAAACCGUCAAUCUGUGAGAGUCCAGCUUUAAGAUAAACCAUUUACAUUUCCCAAUAGUAUUAGUUUUAAAUGUGAAUCUUCUAGCCUGAAAGGAAUGUACGUUUGUUGAUGAAUUUUGUUGUGAAUUUGUAUUAUUUGCGUUUAUGACUUUAUAUACCUGUGAUAAAAUUUCAAUCAUCAAUGAUGAAAGUAUCUUUAUUGUGAACAGAAAAAAUAGAAAUAAAUUUAAUGAAAACAUU
Mya arenaria is the source of this 3241-nucleotide messenger RNA. Its product is annotated as acyl-CoA-binding domain-containing protein 5-like. The transcript has 11 exons. NCBI's taxonomy places the organism in Eukaryota, Metazoa, Mollusca, Bivalvia, Myida, Myidae. The coding region runs from base 9 to 1478 and encodes 489 amino acids. Gene Ontology annotation, molecular function: fatty-acyl-CoA binding. The record is from RefSeq and is a predicted model, not a curated record. Gene Ontology annotation, biological process: fatty acid metabolic process.